This is a messenger RNA of Pecten maximus, 4393 nucleotides long. RefSeq lists its product as uncharacterized. The record is from RefSeq and is a predicted model, not a curated record. The coding region runs from base 133 to 3453 and encodes 1106 amino acids. NCBI's taxonomy places the organism in Eukaryota, Metazoa, Mollusca, Bivalvia, Pectinida, Pectinidae. The transcript has 7 exons.
CGGAUUUACUUCCGUUUGCGGCCAUUCAAAGCAAGCAGACGGGGGAAAAAACAUGGAAACUUUAAAGUUUUCCGUCUAUAAUAGGCCUACAUCAGACUUAAAAGCUUCCUCCAGCCUGUUAUAGCUUCUAAGAUGGCCACCAAGUAUUUCUCCAGCACUGAAACUACAAAUUUUGCAAGGCUGUCCCGACUGGUUGUAGAUGUCUGCAGUGAUGUGCUCAGAGAUGUGCUGAGGGUAAACAUACCACCGCCUGGACUUACUGCAAUUCUACAAAGUCAAAGGGUUCACCUCAGCAGAAAGCUUGAGCCUCGCCAACAACAGUUUCUGUUCCCUCCAGGUGGAGUGUUUACCGGUACCCUGGAGGAUUUAGAUUUUAGCUUCCUGUAUAAACUAAUUCGUAACCUCCAGGGUAUCAACAUUCCACCUCAUACAAAGGGUUGGGGCAGGACACCAGACAAUACAGACCGGUCACUGGCAGCUAAUAUUGACCGAUUGAGAAUCCAACGCAAUGAGACACAUGGACACCUGUCGAGAGCAUCACUGUCUGAUACAGACUUCCAUUGUAUAUGGGGCAUCAUCCAUCAGUGUAUCUCCGAGAUAGAACAAGGCUCUCUGACAGGAGACACAUAUGUGACAGCAGUUGACAACCUCCUGGCUGUUACCAUGGACCCUGAUACAGAGAAUGAGGACAUAGAGAAACUGAGCAAACAACAACAUGAUUUUGGGGCCAUCAUGGAGGACAUUAAAACUGAACAAGAAACUAUGGCAACAGGCAUCAAUGUUGUCACCACCAGACAGGAAACCAUGGAUGUGAGGCAGGAAGCCAUGGCGACAGACAUCAAUGAUGUCACCACCAGACUGGAAACCAUUGAUGCAAGGCAGGAAACCAUGGUGACAGACAUCACUGAUGUCACCACCAGACUGGAAACCAUGGAUGUAAGGCAGGAAACCAUGGCGACAGACAUCACUGAUGUCACCUUGGCCACCAGACUGGAAACCAUGGAUGUGAGGCAGAAAUCCAUGGUGACAGACAUCAAUAAUGUCACCACCAGACAGGAAACCAUGGAUGUGAGGCAGAAAUCCAUGGUGACAGACAUCAAUGAUGUCACCACCAGACAGGAAACCAUGGAUGUGAGGCAGGAAACCAUGGUGACAGACAUCAAUAAUGUCACCACCAGACAGGAAACCAUGGAUGUGAGGCAGAAAUCCAUGGUGACAGACAUCAAUGAUGUCACCACCAGACAGGAAACCAUGGAUGUGAGGCAGGAAACCAUGGUGACAGACAUCAAUGAUGUCACCACCAGACAGGAAACCAUGGAUGUGAGGCAGAAAUCCAUGUUGACAGACACCAAUGAUGUCACCACCAGACAGGAAACCAUGGAUGUGAGGCAGAAAUCCAUGGUGACAGAUAUCGGUGAUUCCACCACCAGACAGGAAACCAUGGAUGUGAGGCAGAAAUCCAUGGUGACAGACAUCAAUGAUGUCACCACCAGACAGGAAACCAUGGAUGUGAGGCAGAAAUCCAUGGUGACAGAUAUCGGUGAUUCCACCACCAGACAAGAAACAAUGUUAGCUAGACAGGAAACCAUGGAUGUGAGGCAGGAAACCAUGGCAAAUAAUUUACAAACCAUAAAAGUGGUUAAUACCUGUGAGAUUAACCAGGUGUUGAAGAAUUCCACUAGUGUUCAUGUGACCAUUAAACCAAAAAAUAUGAUUUUUGGUGAAGGAGGCAGAAUUAUCGAAGAUGGAGCUAAACAGGAAACUAUGACAGCCUUGAAGGACACCACGGAAGCCGUCCAGGAAAUGAUGGAAGCUGUGCAGGAAAGCAUGGAAGUCACGCAAUUCAUGGCAGGUAGACAGGAAACCUACAGCACAAUGCAGGAUAGAAUGGCAACAGACAUCAGUAAUGUUAGUGCCAGGCAAGAAUCCAUGGCAGAUAGACAGGAUACCAUGGCAACAGACAUCAGUAAUGUUACCACCAGACUGGAAUCCAUGGCAACAGACAUCAGUAAUGUUACCACCAGGCAGGAAUCCAUGGCAGAUAGACAGGAGACCAUGGCAACAAGCAUCAGUAAUGUUAGCGCCAGGCAAGAAUGUAGACAAGAAAUCCAUUCUGACCUCAAGCCAAUGAUAGACAAAACAAAAGCCAGGAUCACGCAAGAAAAGAAGAAGAAGAAAUUCCUUGCAAACAAAGCUUUCCAUGAUGCUCAAGACAAGCUCCAAAAGAACAGAGUUUUAGUCAUCAAGGGAAACACAGGAGAUGGCAAAACUUCUACCGCCAUUCAACUCCUUCACUGGCUGAUAGAGCAGCAGCCAUGCAGACAACCCCUUCAGCUUCAUAAAAUUAAGAAAUUAGAUUUAUUAGCUCCAAACAGUCAUUUGAUUACUUUUAUUGAUGAUAUUUUUGGUGAGAAAGAUGUUGGUAGAAAGGAUGUACAAGAGUGGAACCAAAGAAUCACAGAUUUACAAACACUUUUUGUUGACAAGCAAAUCCAGGCCAAUUUUCUGAUCAUUACAAUUCGUAAUGAAAUACUUAAUAAUUUGGCGAAAUCUUCCUUGGGAUCAGUUUUCAUUGAACAUAACAUCAUUGAUCUUAGCUCAGAUGAGUACAAAAUUGCAAAAGAAAAACGAGAACGUUUAGAGAUGUAUAAGCCAAGAAAUUUUUCAUGGACAGAGGAAGAAAUGAAAAGAAUUCUAUAUUAUGCACCGGAUAUUGGAUUCCCACAAUGUUGUCAGCUUUUCUGCAAGUCUGUAGAAUUACAGGAAAGACGAGCUGAUUUUUUUAAGAAACCUUUCCAAUUUUUCAUGGAAGCAUUGUCAAAGUUACCAGAAUGUUCUGCCAUUUUGUUUCUCUUCCUCAAUGAGGGGAAGAUAAAGGUAAAAGAUCUAGACCCAAAUGGUAAUAAAGUAAACAAAACAUUGUUAAAGGAAGCAUUUGAUAUUAAUUUGGUUGAUGGUGAAGUUGACAGAGCCUCAAUGACAUUUAAGAAAAAGGUAGGAUUUGUGAAGGAUAGCUUGGACAAAUUAUCAGGAUUUUUGGUAAGAAAGGAUCGCAAGACUUAUCGGUCUAAUGAUGAAGUGUACAGAUUUGACCAUGAUUCUAUAUAUGUCACAGUAGGUCUUUUGUAUGGAAACAAAACACCUGUUGGCUACAUAAAGAAUUGUCCCAGCAGAUUCCUUGAUUAUUUAACAAUCUCAAAACCAUCCCCAAACAUGGUUUUCAUAUCAUCUGAUCAUUAUACACCUAUGUGUGUACGUCUACUCAAAGAGUGUAAGUGUGAGGAUGUCUUUAUAGUAAAAAUAUUGGCUUUCUGGAUGCAUGCAAAGAUCAACUGUUUGUUAGAUCACCUGAGCCAAAGGCAAGGCUCAGGUGAGCUUUUGCUAUGGGGUAUCAUCCGGCAUCUGUCGUGCGUCGUGCGUCGUCCGUUAACUUUUUUCAACCGAGAGUGUUGAAAUUUGCAUUGAAUGAUUAGUUAGAAGGUCCUGACUAGAUAUUUGUAUUAAGUGAAAAUAAAAUUGAAGAUGGCUGCCAUGGUCUUUCCCAGACCUAGUCAGAGCUGUAAACAAGAUUGGGUUGACAGCAUUGCAUGCAAGUUUUUUAAGGGGCACAAGGAGAUUUGUGUAUAUUUGUGCGAGUCCUACCCAGAACUAGUCACAGCUGUAGAUAAGAAGGGGUGGACAGCAUUACAUUGGAGUUGUAUUGAGGGGCACAAGGAGAUUUGUGUAUAUUUGUGCGAGUCUUUCCCAGCCCUAAUCACAGCUGUAGAUAUGAAUAGGCAGACAGUGUUACAUGUGAGUUUUAAAUAUGGACACAUGGAAAUUUUCAUUUAUUUGUUGUGUAAGUCCUUCCCCGCACUAACCGCAGCUACUGUAGAUUAGGAUAGGAUGAUAGCUUUGCAUGUGAGUUGUAUAUAAUGGGGCACAGGAAGAUUUGUGUAUAUUGGUGCGAGUCCUAUCCAGUGCUAACUACAAGAUUGUGGAAGUACAUGUUAUUAGUUACCUACAUCAGAUGUAUAGACAUGUUGACACAGUAUGUAUGAAACUCGCAUGAAACAAUAGAUAGAAUUAAUGAUAGUAUGACAUCAAAACCACAGGGAAAUCUAUUUUAGAGAUGGCAAAGGAACAGACAGAGGAAGAGAAAAGCUGAAAAUUAGUGGUGAUAAAAACAGCCCUUUGUAUUAUUAUCUUGUUAUCAUAACUAUUGUUAUUACGUCUAAAGACACAUCUAAACCGAAUCAAAUUUGGUUGAGUGUCGAGAUAUCACUCGUCAAACUACAUAUUUGGUCAGUCACAUUGAUUUGGAACUCUUCAGUCUAUGAUGUCAGAGGUUUAACAGAGUUAACUGUAUGUAAUGGUGGCCAGCAGUAUACACUGUAGGACAGUAGGUGGCAGU